CUAAGAAGCAGAAAGAAAUAUGAGAAGAAAGAGAAUCCUUACUUGUUAAGCAAAAACUCUCGUUAGCAACGCGUAUUUUCCAUACCCAAAAACCCUAUCUUCUCCUUCCUUAAUUACUGUUUUCUGAUUGUAUACAUAUACAAUAUAGAUUAGUAGUUGUAGUAGUAGAGCAGAUAAGUUUUUUCUUUUGCCGAAAUCUUCAAAUUUGGAAAAAGGGUAUUGGGGUUUUGGUUCUUGAUUUUGUUUUUGGGAUCUUCUUCAACCAUGUCCAUGCUCGAUUCAUUCUUCAACAAGGGUUUCAAAGCUGCAAAAUGCAAAACCCUGCUGAAAUUGACAAUUCCACGUAUAAAGUUGCUGAGAAACAGGAGGGAGAUGCAGCUAAAGCAGAUGCGCCGCGACAUAGCCAAGCUUCUUGAGACUGGUCAAGAAGCUACUGCUCGAAUUCGGGUUGAGCAUAUUAUCAGGGAAGAGAAUAUGAUGGCAGCUCAGGAGAUUCUUGAGCUCUUCUGUGAGCUUAUUUCUGUUCGGCUUCCCAUUAUCGAGUCACAAAGGGAAUGUCCUUUAGACUUGAAAGAAGCCAUCUCUAGUGUGAUUUUUGCUGCACCAAGAUGUGCUGAUCUACCAGAGUUGCUUCAAGUUCAAAUAGCAUUUGCAUCGAAAUAUGGGAGGGAGUUUGUAGCAGCUGCAACUGAGCUUAUGCCAGACUGUGGUGUUAACCGCCAGUUAAUAGAACUUCUCUCGGUUCGUGCUCCUUCACCAGAUAAAAAACUUAAGCUUCUGAAGGAAAUUGCUGAUGAACAUGAAGUAGAUUGGGAUCCUGCUUCUUCGGAAUCUGAGUUUUUCAAAACACAUGAAGAUUUAUUGAAUGGCCCGGCACAGUUUGUCAGUGGGUCUAAAGUUCCCCUUCCAAUGGAAAAACACGAGGUAUCACAGACUACUUCUACUCAAGCCCACCAAGAGGAGCAUGAUUCCGAUGAUGACUUAGAUUUUCCUGAAGUUCCUACGGUAUUAGUACGGCCAGGGGAGAACAAUUCAUCAGCCCCACCGGUGAUCCCACCUUCAUCAAACGUGUCACGCCCUGGAAACGAUCAUGACUUAUUAAAAAAAUCUGGAUCUUAUGGUGAAUCAUCCGAUGAACAUUAUGAACCUGAUGAAGUGUUGGAUGAAAGUGUGUUGUUUAAUAAAGAUGAAAAAUCUCAAGCUUCAGCAGCUGGUGGUAUGGAAGAAAAGCAGUUUUUGCCAUUCAUGUCGGCUCCAUCGCUAUCUUCUGCAUCAUUUUCUGCAAGACAAACUAAUAGUACACCACCACCCAUUCUUUCCAGGACGAAAAGCGCAACAAAUGUGGAUCUGCAAGAUGUACUGGCUGCUGCUCAAGCUGCUGCUGAUUCUGCUGAACGUGCAGCAGCAGCAGCCCGCUCGGCUGCUAGUCUUGCACAAGUCAGAAUUAACGAGCUGACCAAGAAAAACAACGAGCGAUGUCCCGAAAAUAGCAGUGAGAAUCCAUUCCAUACAUCUAGUCCAAACCACUCAGUUACAGAAGAGAGACCUCAUUUCGAUCGCAAUGACUCUAUAGGUGACUCCGAAGGCAUUACAAGCCCUCCAAACUAUCAUCAAGUUCAUUCACUUGAAUCUCUUAAAGCAGAAUUCGAUGCUUCUCUUCCUCUACCCGGAUCAGACCCUGCAAGUCACCAACCUCAGAGACUGCCUUCGAUGGACGACGAGCCUUACUUCUCUUAUCCAAACUUGUUUAACUCACAAAACUCGAAUCUGGGAUCCCAUUCUCAGACAGUUACAGAUAAUUCUCGGUCCUCAGAUGAGCGCUGAGUUUCGAUAUCUGUCUCCGGUUCAUCAUAUGAUCAUAGAACUUAUGAGUAUAUUUUCGAUUUGUGUAUAAAGUGCAGUUUUGUGCUGAGUGUAAUUAGUGGCUGUCUUUGAUAUCUGUGGCCAGUGCUGGAGCUGGUGAUUUUUCUCUACUCUUUACUGUGAUUUUUUUUUAUAGUAGAAUGAGAAAAAUGGAAAGUAUCACCAAAAUAAAAGGUGUUUGAACUCAACUAAGUACAGCCACAAAAUGCAUGAAAUUGUUUGGAUUUGGUAGUUCUUUUUAUUGUUUUUUUUUCUCCUCAUUUGAUGUGUAAAACUAAAUAUUAUAUUGUAUUAAUACAAAUUAUGUAACAAACUGAAAUUAUACAAUUGAGGUUUAUGUUUGUGAUUUGGGGUUA
Messenger RNA from Cannabis sativa, 2219 nucleotides. RefSeq lists its product as uncharacterized. The record is from RefSeq and is a predicted model, not a curated record. Bases 265 to 1824 code for a protein of 519 amino acids. The transcript has 7 exons. Lineage: Eukaryota; Viridiplantae; Streptophyta; Magnoliopsida; Rosales; Cannabaceae. Gene Ontology annotation, biological process: protein transport.